Messenger RNA from Arabidopsis arenosa, 1170 nucleotides. NCBI's taxonomy places the organism in Eukaryota, Viridiplantae, Streptophyta, Magnoliopsida, Brassicales, Brassicaceae. The record is from the annotation of a GenBank genome assembly.
UUAUUCAGGUACGUGUAAUUUCGUUUUUAGGGUUUAACAGGUUUAUUUUGGCUGUAUCAUCGUAGGUGAAGAACGAUGUUUCGAGAUGAAUUGUCACUAUCUCUUGGUGUCAUCAGUGUUAUUAGUUGGAGUGUUGCCGAGAUACCGCAGAUUAUGACUAACUACAGUAACAAAUCCAUUGAAGGUGUCUCUAUAGCCUUCUUAACGACAUGGAUGCUUGGUGAUAUCUUUAAUGUUGUUGGCUGCUUGAUGGAACCAGCUAGUCUUCCAGUACAAUUUUACACGGCAGUGUUGUAUACACUGGCUACACUUGUUCUCUAUGUUCAAUCUAUAUAUUAUGGGCAUAUUUACCCGCGGUUGAUGAAAAACCGAAGGAAUCAUCAUGUGGUUGAUGUGGAAGAGCCUUUGCUUCAUGAGGAAGCUAAGCGUCCUUCUACCAAAUCUAUGUUAUGUGUGGUCUCGGUGUUCUUGUUUCUUGGAACAUUUAAUUUGUUAAGUGGUUCAAGAAGUAUGGAUUUGAGAGGGAAAGAUAGGGUUUUUGUAGUUGGAGGAGCAAGAAAGCUUUUGGAGGUCUCUAGCGGUAACUUAGGAGAAAGUAGCAAUAUCGGAAUGUGGUUGGGUUGGGCAAUGGCGGCGAUUUACAUGGGUGGAAGGCUUCCUCAAAUAUGUAUGAAUAUAAGAAGAGGACAUGUUGAGGGAUUGAGUCCAUUGAUGUUCUUUUUUGCAUUCGUUGGCAAUGUGACUUAUGUUGCAAGCAUACUUGUGAACAGCGUUGAAUGGUCGAAAAUCGAACCGAAUCUACCAUGGCUUGUUGAUUCAGGAGGAUGUGCUGUGCUUGAUUUUCUUAUUCUGCUUCAGUUUUUCUACUUUGGCUGUCGCAAAGUCGAAAAAGAUUCCGACAAGAAGAAGCAUGAAACCGGAGAAGAAGCUGUCUAACAAGGCCUCGAACAAGUACAGUUUUGAUCUUACCACCAGCAAGAUGCAUGUUACUUAGGGAAGCUUAUUCAAUCUUGAUUUAGGUGGAGUUGUAAUGACUACAUUUUGCAAUUGAGAGAAUUUUGUUAACUUUGGUUGAGUUUUGUGUGCUGAUGAAACUACUUUUUGGGUUUCUACUUUUGAGUUUUAAUUCUGAACCUAUGCAUUCAUUGUCAACAAAUUUAUAUCUUUAUC